This is a messenger RNA of Dermatophagoides pteronyssinus (European house dust mite), 1244 nucleotides long. RefSeq lists its product as uncharacterized. The record is from RefSeq and is a predicted model, not a curated record. Lineage: Eukaryota; Metazoa; Arthropoda; Arachnida; Sarcoptiformes; Pyroglyphidae.
UUUUUUUAAACUUGAUUUUCAAUUCAAUCGUGUUUUCACAUAAAAAAAUAUUUAGAUAGAACAAAAUGUUUUCGAAAUAUUUCUGCUUAUUGUCAUUGAUUUUGGCAUUAGCCACCAUCGACAAUUCGGAAUCAUUCAAAUCAACUACCGUACAAAUCUUGACUGAUCAUUCAUUUAUCGAAAAGAUCAACAAUGUUGUCAAUAGAGCGGAUAAUUUCCUGAAAACAUCGGGCAAAAAUUCUUUAGCAGCGAAAAAAAUUGAAAAUUUAAUCGAAGAAAUUCGAAACAAUAAAGAAGAAUAUAUGAAAUCUUCGGAAAAUCGAUUUAAAAAAGCACAUAUCGAAUCUGAAAUCGAUGAAUUGAUCGAAAUUUUAAAUCAAUAUCAACCGACUACAUUAAAACCGGCAACAAAACCCAGUGAUCGUUUAUUUAUCGCUAAAAUUAGCAAUGUUCUCAAUAAAGCCGAUAAUUUUCGAAAAACAUCCAAUAUAAAUUCAUAUGUAAUCAAAUUAAUUGAUCGUUUAAUCAAUGAAAUUAAAACGAAUAAAGAAAAAUAUCUGAAAUCACCGGGUGAUAUAUUUCAAAAAAUACACAUUGAAUUUGAAAUUGAAUAUUUGUUACGAAUUUUAAAUCAAUAUCAAUCAUCUACAUCUGUAAAACCAGUAACAAAACAAUCGGAUCAUCUUUUUAUCGAAAAAAUCGAAGAUGUUCUCGAUAGAGCUAAUCAUUUGCAAAGAAUAUCCGGACUGAAUUCUCAUAUUGGGAAAAAAAUUGAAAAUUUAAUCGAAAAAAUCCAAAAAGAUCUAAAAAAUUAUCUAAAAUCUACCCUAGAUAUGUUUCAAAAAUCACAUAUCGAAUCUGAAAUUGAAGAAUUGUUGAAAAUUUUAAAUCAAUUUGAACCGACUACAUUAAAACCGGUAACCAAACCCGAUGAUCGUUUAUUUAUUGAAAAAAUCGAUAAAAUUCUUAGCAAAGCUAAUAAUUUUCGAAAAACAUUAGAUAAAAAUUCUUUUGUUGUCGAAAAAAUUGAUAAUUUAAUCGAUGAUAUUGAAACGGAUAAAGAAAAAUAUUUAAAAUCUCCGGGAAACAAAUUUCAAAAAUUACAUAUUGAAAAUGAAAUUGACGAUUUGAUGAUGAUUUUGAAUAAAUUUCCUCAAACAUUAAAGCCAGCGAUCAACGUGGAUCGAACUUGAUUGAUUUGAUUUUUUGAAAAAAUAAAAAAUUUACAUUUUUUUCGAUUUUUA